Molecule: messenger RNA, 360 nt
Organism: Striga asiatica
Lineage: Eukaryota; Viridiplantae; Streptophyta; Magnoliopsida; Lamiales; Orobanchaceae
Source: the annotation of a GenBank genome assembly
UUGAGGGAGGGGCUGCAGGUGGAAAUUAAAGAUGAAGCACCGGUUAAGCUUAGUGACUAUAAUUGGGUGCCAGACAUUAGAAGCAGGAAAAUCCACUUGAAGGAAGGUGUUGAAUGGGAAGAUAUAUCUUUCCAAGAACUGCUUGAUGGCAACAGCAACAGAUGGAAUACCCAAAGGGUGAGAGAUUUGAUUGCACAGGAGGAUUGCGGCCUGUCGAGCGCUUUCACGGAGGAGGAGGCUGCUCGCGGCUCAUCGUCGGGGAAAAACUUCGCCGCUACUACUCAAGGUUCGGUCUCGUGGUGGCGUCAGGCCUUGUGUCUUUGCCGGAUUCCGGCUAUGGCUCCGAGUUGUGCGAGCUAG